Salvelinus sp. IW2-2015 is the source of this 3523-nucleotide messenger RNA. The record is from RefSeq and is a predicted model, not a curated record. NCBI's taxonomy places the organism in Eukaryota, Metazoa, Chordata, Actinopteri, Salmoniformes, Salmonidae.
ACUUUUCAUUGUACGCUAGUAAAGGAUUUUAGUUAACCCUUUUCCUAACCUUAACCUAAUUCUCCCAACCUGCUACGAAAAAGUAACUUACGGUCAUGGAUGUAUACCCAAAGAUGUGUUCUAUCUGUGCUACCACAUAGUCAAAACCCCUUGGACGAGCAUCUGCUAGUGUCUACUGAAUGACAUCACUUCAUCCAAACAUUCCCACACCUUUCCUGCAACUCUCAAGUCUCUCUGCUGGAGGUUUAAUGGAUUGGAAGCUGAAAAGUUAAAGUUUUCUGAUGUCCUGUCUAAGAUGAUUGAACUCACAAACCAGAGACCCUGAAGGGAGUCCUGGACCCCUGACUACUAUCCCAGCCUGCCAGCGAUGUCUCCCAAAGUGCCUGGCCAUGGCAGGGCGGAGGACACGGCGGUACAGGUCGCUGUUCGAGUGCGCCCCCUGCUGCCCAAGGAGCUGCUGCACAGCCACGAGAGCUGCAUGACGGCUGACCCUGAGCAGCGCAGGGUCACUCUGGGUCACGACCGACACUUCCACUGUGACUUCCUGUUUGAGGAGAGCAGCUGCCAGGAAGAGGUGUACGCUGUGUGUGUCCAGCCCCUCAUAGAGGCCUUCUUUCAGGGCUUCAACGCCACUGUCUUCGCCUAUGGGCAGACAGGCUCUGGGAAGACAUACACUAUCGGAGAAGCCAACCUUUCUUCCUUUAGGGAUGAGGAGCAGGGCAUCAUCCCCAGGGCUGUGGCUGAGGUCUUCAAGCUGCUGGAUGAGAAUGACCUCAGUGACUUCUCUGUCCGAGUGUCUUACUUGGAGGUGUACAAGGAGGACUUCAGGGACCUGCUGGAGGUGGAGACAGCCAGCAAGGACAUCCACAUCAGAGAGGAUGACAAGGGCAACAUUGUGCUGUGRGGGGUGAAGGAGUGUGAGGUGGAGGGGCUGGACGAGGUGCUGAGCCUGCUGGAGUCUGGCAACACGGCCAGACACACAGGCGCCACCCAGAUGAACCCCCACUCUAGCCGCUCACACACCAUCUUCAGCGUGCACAUGGACCAGCGCAGCGGCAGCUCCCGGGCCCAUGGUAACCCCACCACGGGCACCGGGCCUCACGUCCUCUCCUCUAAGUUUCACUUUGUGGACCUAGCGGGGUCGGAGAGGAUCCUCCGCACAGGGAACACAGGAGAGAGGCUGAAGGAGAGCAUCCAGAUCAACAGUGGCCUGCUAGCCCUGGGGAAUGUCAUAGGAGCCCUGGGAGACCCCAAGAGGAGAGGCACCCAUAUACCAUACAGGGACUCCAAAAUCACCAGGAUCUUGAAAGAUUCUCUCGGAGGAAACGCCAAGACGCUGAUGAUUGCAUGCAUCAGCCCCUCCUCUGCGGACUUUGACGAGAGCCUGAACACACUGAACUACGCCAAGCGAGCCCGCAACAUCCAGAACCGGGCCACGGUGAACUGCCGAGGAGAGCCGGACCGUGUGGAGGGGCUGGAGCAGCAGAUCCGGGCGCUUCGCAGGGCCCUUGAGAACCGCCAACGCUCAGAGACCCGUAUCAUCGCCCGCUCGGACCCAGACAGACGGUUGCGCCCCGGAGAGGGAGAGAUCAUCAGACUGCAAGCCCAGAGUGCCCACUACAGGACCUGCACUGACACUGCAUACAGGUUGCUGUGUGAGCUGCAGGGUGAGGGGGCGCUGACUGCGGAGCAAGGCCUGAGGGUGAAGGACUGGCUGUGUUCUGUGGAGGAAGAACGCAGCGGCCUGACCACUGCCUCAGGACCUGACAGCGGCAUCGAGAGCAGCUCCACCGAGGACACCGCCGCUCUGAGGAGGGGGAGGGCUGCCGUCAAGAACCAGGAGGCAGAGAGUGGUGGGGAGGAGUUGGGCCGUGAGAGGGAGGAGAGUGUGGCUCAGCUCCAGGGCCAGGUCCAGCAGCUGGAGAGAGAGAACACAGACUUCCUGGCUGCUCUGGAGGAUGCCAUGGAGCAGUACAAACAGCAGAGUGAUAAGCUGCAGGAGCAGCAGGACGUGAUAGUGGAGCUGCAGUGUCUGCUCUCGGGGCCAGGUGUACCGAGGCUGGGAUUACACCUGACACCACGCCCCCACACCGCCCCCCAGGGCUCCACGAGCCACUCCCACAACGGACUCACCAACAGACAGGUUAGUCCAGUGGACUGUGUGGAGAGCAGCUCAUUUGGUGACAAGAUCCAGUGUGGUUAUGGUCAAUCUUCUCAUGACCACGAGGACCUAGGAGAGGGAGAGGUGAAGGACUCUGAGGAGGAGGACACUUACGUCAACAUGAGCCACGACAGACGGAAACACGUGAAUCUGACUUGGACUAAGAGAGAUAUUGUGGGUGGAUCAGCAGCUGGAGGGAGAGGUCUCCUGUCUCAGCUGCCUGGGCUGCCUGCCUCUGAACAAUUCUCCACCAGGCGACCGUCCAACUCCAGUGUAGGGGAGAGCUCAGUGGGUCUGGGGUCAGAGUGGGGCCUGCUACAGGCCCAGCAGAAGAUCAGAGAGCUGUCUGUCACCAUCCGCAUGAAGGAGGAGCUCAUCAGAGAACUGGUCAAGACKGGUAAGGACGCCCAGGCUCUGAACAGGCAGUACACCCGUAAGAUCUCUGCCCUGGAGGGGGAAGCUGAGCAGGCCAGGCAGGAGGUCCGGGAGGCCCAGAGACAGCUUCAGGACCUGGAGAAACAGGAGAAGGAGACCAGCGGUGUCACUGACAGGACCAGGGCCCAGGAGUGUCGCAGGAAGAUAGCUGCAGCACAGAGCAAAGUACAGGUCCUGAGCCAGCGUCAGAGGGACACGGCGCAGCUGGCCUCACUGUCUGCACAGAGCGAGCGGCGUGUUUCGGAGCUGGAGCGCAGCGUGCAGGGCAUGAGGCAGCAGCAGGAGCAGCUGCAGAGACGUCUGCGACACGAGAGCCAACAGAAACGACGCCUGGAGACAGAGAUGCAGCGACGCACGCACAGAGUCAAGAGAGCAAAUGGACGAGGGCCUGGCGGGGAGGCGAGGCAGUACGAGGGCUGGAUCCAUAACCUUAGUAAAGAGCUCAACCACUACAAGGCUGCCAACCUGGAACUGAACAACAGGUCAGGGAGCUGUGUGGCAACGCCAGCCAACCUACGGAGCAGGAAAGGGUACUUUCCGGUCUUUGAGGGCAGAACAGCAGGCAGUGGCAGUGUGGAGAGGCUGAGCCGAGGCCCAGACGACAGCCGUAGGGGAGGGCCAGGGGAUCCAGAGAGACCAACCAGGUCCCGGGAGGAAAUAAGGGAGCUGGUCAACACCCCUCUCCCUGCCACAUGGAGGCGCUCCUCCCUCCCCACCGAGGACCCCUGCGGCAUGGAGGAGCUACAGCAGCGGGUGGCCGUGGAGACGCCUGUAAACCGGGUGGUUCAGACAGGCACGGGGCCUUGGAGUGGGACGACAUCUCUGCCAUUUGCCAAAUCACGCAGAGAGUCCCGCCGAUCCAGCCUCAACACCGGACCACUGAUCUCAAACAAUUCCAUAAUUGAUGUGAGGAAAAAUCCUGUUUAA